Messenger RNA from Manacus vitellinus (golden-collared manakin), 2834 nucleotides. RefSeq names its product fibroblast growth factor 10 (gene FGF10). The coding region runs from base 245 to 880 and encodes 211 amino acids. The record is from RefSeq and is a predicted model, not a curated record. Gene Ontology annotation, biological process: positive regulation of gene expression; positive chemotaxis; cell differentiation. The transcript is spliced from 3 exons. NCBI's taxonomy places the organism in Eukaryota, Metazoa, Chordata, Aves, Passeriformes, Pipridae. Gene Ontology annotation, cellular component: cytoplasm. Gene Ontology annotation, molecular function: chemoattractant activity; growth factor activity; type 2 fibroblast growth factor receptor binding.
AAACCACAACCAACAGCUCUUUUUUUCUGAGGGAGGACUCGAAGGAUUAAAAGGCAGCAACUUCUGAGGCGAUUUGUCCCCUGAGUUAUGGAUGUUGGUGCACUUACUUCAGGCCUGAUCAGAGCUCAGAGGAAUCUAACCAGAAGCAGCAACAACCGUCUCUCCACUUGCCUUUUACCAGGUUUUACCCUUCCAGUAUGUUUCAUUUGAUAAGACAUUUUCCAGCGCCCAGAGUUUCAGUACAAUGUGCAAAUGGAUACUGACAAAUGGUGCCUCAGCCUUUUCCCACCUGCCUUGUUGCUGCUUGCUGCUGCUCUUCUUGGUGUCUUCUGUGCCUGUCACCUGCCAUGACCUCGGCCAGGACAUGCUGUCCCCGGAGGCCACCAACUCUUCUUCAUCAUCAUCCUCCUUCCCCUCGUCCUUCUCCUCUCCUUCCAGUGCGGGGAGACACGUGCGGAGCUACAAUCACCUCCAAGGAGACGUGCGCAAGAGGAAGCUCUACUCUUACAACAAGUAUUUUCUCAAGAUCGAGAAGAACGGCAAGGUCAGCGGCACCAAGAAGGAGAACUGCCCCUUCAGCAUAUUGGAGAUAACAUCUGUAGAAAUUGGAGUUGUGGCAGUUAAGUCUAUUAAGAGCAACUACUAUUUAGCCAUGAACAAAAAAGGAAAAGUCUACGGCUCUAAGGAGUUUAAUAGUGAUUGCAAAUUGAAGGAAAGAAUAGAAGAAAAUGGAUAUAACACAUAUGCAUCCUUAAAUUGGAAGCACAAUGGAAGGCAAAUGUUUGUGGCUCUGAAUGGGAGGGGAACCACAAAGAGAGGACAGAAAACAAGAAGGAAAAACACUUCUGCUCACUUUCUUCCCAUGGUGGUCAUGUCAUAGAUGAACAAGCUAUUUUUUUGAUGAAGCUGAACCAAAGGCUGUUAUGUCAAGAAUGUUUGAUAAUUCUCUUAAAGGGUAAAAGCAGAGAAAUAGCCCAGACAUCUGCAUGCUUGAAAUGAGAGCAGGGGAAGCCUUUGAAGGUUUUGUACUUAUUGCUAGCACAUGAAAUACCUUUAUUUAGUUUGUUGUCGUAUCUUAUAAUCAAAAUGCAAGCUGGAUCAAAGGGGAUGGAAUUUAUUGCCAGUGUGAACAUUUUUUUUUUUUUUAAUCACUGCAACAGACCUUGAUGGACAAGACAAUCUGUUGCGUGAUCUUCAUGGGGAAUGCUAUUUAUGGAAUACUAACUCAUAUCAAAGUCCUUAAUUGCUCAUUCAAGCCUAAUGAUUCAAUGAACAGUUAGACACGCAAGCAUUUACUGGAAGCACUUGGGUCAUAUGCACAAAUAAUGACAUUUCUGGAGAAACCUUUUGGAAGAAUGGAUAGGAUAAGCAAAGUAGUAUAUAACUGUUCUAACAAAAUGAAUAGUAUGGUUUUCUUGUAUGUUCUAAAUUUGUUUCUUUUUAUUUCUCUCUAAGUUAUUUAUUUAAUAGGAUGUUAAAUAUCUUUUUUAUUUGAAAUAUUUUCCUCAUUUGCUUCUUUGUUAUUUUCCCUUUUUCUUAGUACUUCACAGAGCGGUUGAUAGAGUAAGAUGUCAAAACCUCAGAAGUACUCUGAGAAUAGGUAUUAGACAAGGCUUUAAAGGCAGAAUUUAAAGUGUAUACUCCGUCUUUUUUCUAGACUAUCUUGCACUUAAGCAAAAGACCAAACAAGCAGUGCUUGGAUUUAUGGUAUUGGCUUCUUUAUAUUGGAGAAAUUUUUGUACUUAUAAGCACUCAAGAACAAACUUCAAGAAAUACUUUGUUCAAGGGGUCUUUCUGCUAUUUUGAAAUUGAGAGGAGGGACCACAUCUGUACUUGGAUGUCAAUGCAUCUGUGUGUAUAUUCGGCUGACUUUGAUUUCAGUUUGGAGCUAGGAUCUAAUGCAUCGCAAUCAGUGUGAUAUUCUGUAGCACACAUUGGACUGGAACCUAGAGGUGGACAGCCCUGUUACAGUCACUGAGAUUGCAAAUGUUAAAAUUAAACACUAGUGUGUAAUUCCUAAGUAUAACAUUUGGCCUCUGAAAGCUAAGCAAGAAGGCAACACAGUCCUUCACUCCUUAUUCAGUUAAUGCUCUCAUUCACCUAUUUGCCAUUGGUACCAACUCGUAGAAUCACAUGCAUAUAGUAAGAGCAAUGUCUAAUUCAGGACUGAGAGACAGAAGAUCCAAAAUCGUGCUCCUGCAUUUUUCAGAGAUUAUUACUCAUGUUUAUUAUAUAUGAGAGCCAACUGAAAAGCUGUGCUGGUUUCCAGCUUUAACAUGACUUUCCUAACCAUCACAGUAAUUGAAGGCUCAAAACACAUAACAUCUAGCACAUUUUUAUGAAGUGUUACUAGUCCCAUUGCUUAACUUGAGCAACUACAGUAUAAUAAAGUUAAGCAUAAUAUGAAGUCUGUUCAAUUAAAGGUACAUAAGGUUUGUUUUAUGUUUUGCUUUACUCAUUAAUUUUAGAGAGCUCUGGAUAGCUCACCACUGUAACCAUAUUGAGAUUCAUUUUGUUAGAGCAGAUAAAUAGAAAACAGUACAUCAAACAAUUUGUACCACUGUCUUCACCUUGUAUUCCAUUAAAUAAAUAAAUAAGCCUUUGCAGUGUCUUUAGUAAGAAACAAAAGUAGUAUAAUAUUAUUUUGUUUUAAAUACUUUAAGUGAUAACUAUAAGAUUAUAUUGAUGCUGCAGUUUAUCUUCAAUAUUUCUUGUUGUGAAAAAGUUGGUUUUAUUUUUAUUGUUUGGAGACUGUAUUUUGGUACAAAGGAGAGCCUUGCUUAAUGUGUCUUUUUGAAAAUGUUUAACCUCUAUAAAGCCUGGUGUUGUUGGAA